GAAGUCCAUGCAAGAACCUUAGUCAGUGCUCGGAUUUCGUCCGGUCCGGUCUGGUUGGGUUGUGUUCGCUCGGUGUUUGAACUUCUGGCAUGUGUUGCUAGCAGAUUGAUUACAAUUGUCGGCUUGGAGAUUUGUCGAUAUUGACCAAUACCUACGGGGGUACUGUAACUUGAGGCUGAUUCUCUCGCUUAAUUAGCCUUUCUCAUUGCGAGACGAGCCAAUACUUGGAUGUCGGUUUCCAAGCCCACUCACUUAGCACUGCAGUCUUCAUGCUGAAGGGUCGUAUUUGUUCAUCGCAGGAGGAAGGUUCUUGACAUGGGGGAUUGAGCGAGUGAGACAUUUUUGGGGUCCCGCGAUUUGUUAGGGAUCUUGCCUCGCUCGAUUAGUAACAGGGUAUUUGAGAUUUGCUGUGAUUAAGCAUGCAUUGCGCUGCACUCGCGCCCUGGAAUGGACAUGAGCGACGCGCACACCGGCUGGCACGGCUGGCAGCGGGCGCAGAUAUGGGGUAAUAGCAUGCGAAGUGAUUUGAUUCCACCAAGGUGUAAGAUGGGUUUGGGCGGUGGUAGUUGUUGACUUAGAAGCGGACGAACUGCCUCGACGCCAUACUGUACACUGCUAAGCUACGAUGGCGAGUGACAUAUGUGUAUAUAAACAUACUUGUAUCAUCUUGUCUCUCCUUCAGAGCUGAAUCCAUCCAUCCAUCUACCAUUGACAAAAGCACCCAAAACCCUCCGCCCAGAGUCAUCGCAGCCCAGUCUACCACUUCUCCAACUAGUCCACCAUCAGCUCAAGUAUCACAAUACAAUGCCUCUCUCGACCAACGAGCAGACCAACAAGACGGCCUCCGAGCUAGUCGAAACAAUGAGAGGUGCAUUCAGCACACCACCGCAAUUCCGACCAGCUCACGCACGAGGCAUUCUCCUCCAGGGGACAUUCACACCGACACCCAUAGCUCGCGAGCUCAGUUCAGCCGAGCACUUUACCGCACCGUCGACCAGUGUGAUUGUGCGAUUCUCCAAUUCAACCGGUCUACCACAGAUCCCCGACAACGCAAGCGACGCCAAUCCGCACGGAAUGGCCGUUCGUUUCUUGUUGUCCGACGACGCCCAAACCGGCCGACGCAGACAUACCGACAUCAUCGCGCAUUCGACGCCGUAUUUCCCCGUACGCACAGGCGAGAUGUUUCUAGACCUGCUGCACGCGAUUGGAGCCUCUUCAAAACCAGAUGCACCUAAAAAUCCGUCACCAAUUGAAGAGUAUCUCAGCAAAACACCGUCAGCCGCAACGUUCGUCAACGCCCCUAAACCGACGCCAGCCAGCUUCGCGACCGAAAAGUACUUCGGCGUGAAUGCAAUCAAGCUCGUUGCGGCUGAUGGUAAACCCACUUUUGUGCGCUACCGCAUCGUCCCGGACGCUGGGGUGUCCCAUCUCAGCGCCGACGAGGCCGCGGCCAAAGACCCGGCUUUUCUGCACAAUGAAAUUCAGACUCGCGUCAUUGAUGGCGGAGCUUCUUUCACAUUGACUGCGCAGGUCGCGGAACCCGAAGAUCCCACGGAUGAUGCGACGGUGUUGUGGCCCGAAGAGCGCAGAGUCGUCAAUCUCGGUACGAUUAGAGUUGAUGGCGUUGUCGAGGAUAAUGAUGAGAAGCAGAGGACUAUCAUUUUUGAUCCGGUCCCAAGAAUCAAAGGCGUCGAACCGAGUGAUGAUCCGUUGCUGGAUAUGCGUGCCGCUGUGUAUUUGAUUUCGGGGAAGCAGAGGAGGGAAGCGGGAGGGUAUCAUUGAGAAUUAAUGAAGAAGAAGGGGUGGCUUCGCCUGUUCUUGUGCCGUCUCAUGGGUCGUGAGUAGACUUCCCUUCCUUAACCGACCUCGAAGGCAUGUACUAUAGGUAUGGCAAUGGUCGUUGAGGUUACCAAUACCUGGGUAAGGGUGUCCAUAGAGAUUGUGCUGGUGCCCAGUUUGUGGUCGCAUUUUCAGUCGUGUCACUUCAAACAAACUACAAUGUUAGUGAUAGAUAUGGUUGUUCUCUUUCACCUGAUAAGCAUGAUAGACAUCACAAACCUGACAUAGGCCUGGCACAUGUGUUAACGUCAGGAUCAAUGGAAGCGUUGA
Exophiala dermatitidis NIH/UT8656 is the source of this 2109-nucleotide messenger RNA. Its product is annotated as catalase. The record is from RefSeq and is a predicted model, not a curated record. Bases 805 to 1782 code for a protein of 325 amino acids. The transcript has 2 exons. Gene Ontology annotation, cellular component: peroxisome; cytoplasm; mitochondrion. Gene Ontology annotation, biological process: response to hydrogen peroxide; hydrogen peroxide catabolic process. Lineage: Eukaryota; Fungi; Ascomycota; Eurotiomycetes; Chaetothyriales; Herpotrichiellaceae. Gene Ontology annotation, molecular function: catalase activity; heme binding.